AUGAAGGAUGAGAAUGAAACCAAACCUGCAGCAAAUGAGCACCACUCUGCAGAAGAAGAGAGCAGCACCAUGGCCGCCGUCCAGCUGCUCUUCCCGCUGUUGGUCAGCUGCGUGGCAGCAAACGCACGCCCUCCUCGCCAACUCCCAGGAUGCCAAGUGGUCCAGAUGGAUGUGUUUUGCAGCAAUCUAAACCUGAGAACUGCCCCAGUCAACCUUCCUCAUGGCGUCCAAAUGCUGGACCUUUCCCGUAACCAGGUGCAAAAUCUCACCCAGGAAACUCUGGCGUACCACACUGACUUCCGUCACCUGAACCUUCACUCCAACAAGAUCCACUUCAUCCAGCCGGGGCUCUUCAAAAACAUGACUGAUCUAAAGGUCUUAGAUCUGUCCAGGAAUCAUCUGAAUGUUUUCGCUCACUCCAAAAUCAACAUCGGGCCUCUUACAGCUGUUGAGUCACUUGAUCUUUCGAGCAACGGGCUCUACACAGGAAUGUCCGACUAUUUUCUGGCUGAUUCUCCAUCACUGGCAAACCUUUCUCUCAGCGGCAACAGCAUCACCAAAAUAGCUCAAGAUACUUUCAGCGGAUCCUUGUCCCUAAAAAAAAUCAGCCUCCACAACAACGUCAUCCUGGAGAUUGAAGACGGAGCGUUUGACUCUUUGGAUCAUCUGGCUGAACUCGACUUGUCCAAGAACUCGAUCACAUGCAUCACAGACUUUAAUUUGUGCAAUUUAGAAGUUCUCAGCCUCAGCAAGAACAGCUUAGAGUUUUUCCAAAGCAUAAGCUCACCAGAUCCUUACAGACUUCAGUUCCUUGAUCUGAGUGAAAACAAAAUGCACUACUUUCCUCUGCUGCCAAGAAACAACAUUCUACAACACCUGGACGUUUCACGAAACCGGCUUCAAAGCCUCAACGUCACAGGUAGUCCUGACAGAAGCUCAACUGUUUUUCUUUAUCACCUGAAAUACUUGGACCUGAGUUACAACCAACUAAAAGUCAUCCCUGAGUCAUUUUUUUACUGCAUGGCCUCCCUGGAGGUCCUGAAUGUGAGCAACAACUGUAUUAGCUCAUUUGCUAUCACUAAUGAAGCUCUCCUGCAGACGGUGAAGAUCAUCAACCUCAGCUUUAAUUCACUGCAGAGUCUGACAUUUGGGGAAAGCUCUAUGCCCUCACUGGAAGAGCUGCACUUGCAGGGAAAUGACCUCACCAUCUUGGACCAUCAAAUAUUUCAAAGACUUCCAAGUAUCAAACACCUGUACCUCCAAGAGAAUGAUCUAGAAAUCUGUGACGCAGACCAAAACCAGGAGAAUCCUCCAGAGUGUGUCUCCUUUUCUUCCAUAACAAACUUGCAGUUCCUGUACCUCUCUGAAAACAACCUGCAGGCUCUUCCUUCGAAUGCGUUUGCUAACACCCCUCUGAAGUUACUGGACUUGUCUCUGAACCCCGGUUUAGACAUGGACAAAGACUCCUUUUCUGGUUUGGAGAGCUCCCUGGUUCACCUGCUACUGAGGGAAAACAACAUUUCCAGUCUAAACACAGACCUGUCAUCGCUGACGAGUCUCAAACACAUAGACCUGUCCACCAACCAGUUGACCACUCUCCCUACAUGGAACAAAGAGUCCUCCAUUGAGUCGUUAAACCUGCAAAACAACAACCUGGUGACCCUGGAGCCCAGCACCAUGCUCGCUCUGGAGCACUCACUAAAAACACUCUACAUGGGCUCAAACCCUCUGAGCUGCUGCAGCAACAUCGCCUUCCUGCAGAUGGUCCAGAACUCACCUUUGGUAAUUCCCGACAUCGAGACUGUGACCUGCAUUCUUGAGGACUAUUCGGAGCCGGUAAACAUUAUUAAGGUGACAGAGGAAAUGUGUCAGAGACCGAGCACACAGAACUAUGUCACUGCUGUUGUAUUGACAGUGUUACUUGUGCUGAUUGUCCUUGGACUGCUGAUCAAGUGUUGCCAGUCGAGGAAACGAAAGCCCAACCGAAACUUCAGCGCAUAAUGUGAAUGAACAGUGCACAUGUAGGACCAUGAAGGAUCAAUAUCUAAGACUUUUCAAGUAUCUUUUCACAUGAAGGUUGAGGGGUUUUAAAAACCCUGAUGGUCUAGCUUUUCAAGCCUGCGAUGUGGACAAUAAGAAGCCUUGACCAAACCAACGCAUCCAAGAACGGCUUAUUUAGCCUAAACUGGACUCAGUGCUGCCUCUGAGGUGGGCUGUUGUUGGGGCCUACACGUCAACUCAGUGGAAUAUCCAUCAGCUAGAAAUGGGCACACCAUCUAGACAUGAACAUGAUGAUUUAGAAAUGGGUCCAAGAGGCUACAUUCCUAAAAUGGGCUGUGUAUGGAGCCAAUAAAAAGCUCAUUAUUGAUCCAUUUGGGCCAACCAGUGUUGGGCAAUAAUGGAAACUGAGGAUAGCAUUAGCUGGCCCUGUUGGGUAGCCAAGAGUGGUCCAACUUAUCAGUCAAGGUGUCACCAUUUCAGGUCCCAAACUUGUGUGCUGGCUUGGAAUAUGGGUUCAUCAUUGUUACCUCACUACUAGUGUGAAUAAUAAAGAAGAGGAUGAGGGCUGGUUGAAUGGUGAACUAUGGCAAACUGAAUGGCUGAGAUACAGUGAGUCAAAGAACAUCAGUGCCAGAUAUUCCAAAAGUGAAGACAGUACUUUUGAACAAGAACUUCUUCUGUGUUUGAAUUCAAAAAGAGAAGUUUGGACUUUUAAAAGGACGUCAUUCUUACUUCUAUGCAUCUUGAGGCCAUUUAAGGAACUGCAACUUAAAGCAAGGGCGUUACCAGUGUGGUUCAAGCUGUGUAAUUUCCACCAAUAUAAUGAAUGUAAAAGGAAGGUUAACACUACAACACUUUAAAAUGGAAAUGAAGCAAUACAAUGUUAAAGACAAGCUUUAACCGGCUGGGAAACAUGCUUAUCUGCAGGAAAAAUGAUACCAUUUACUAAAUACGAAGCUACAGGCAGCUGGUGUUUGACUUAGCUAGAUUUAGCUUAGCAUAGAGACUAGCAAAAGGGGGAAACAACUAGCUGGGCUCUGUCCAAAGGUGAUCAAAUCCACCCCACUACCCCUCAUAAAGCUAACUAAACCACUGUAAAUAUUGAUUGUUGCAUCCAAAAGCAGUAACACAGUAAAUUCAGGAAGUUACUACACCUAGCCAGGAAGCAUUCUGAUGCAAUAAAGAUACAUGUAAAACCA
Molecule: messenger RNA, 3200 nt
Organism: Notolabrus celidotus (New Zealand spotty)
Lineage: Eukaryota; Metazoa; Chordata; Actinopteri; Labriformes; Labridae
Gene: lrrc32
Product: leucine rich repeat containing 32
Cellular component (GO): voltage-gated potassium channel complex
Molecular function (GO): transmembrane transporter binding; potassium channel activator activity; voltage-gated potassium channel activity
Source: RefSeq, a predicted model, not a curated record